This is a messenger RNA of Sclerotinia sclerotiorum 1980 UF-70, 255 nucleotides long. RefSeq lists its product with no specific name. Bases 1 to 255 code for a protein of 84 amino acids. Lineage: Eukaryota; Fungi; Ascomycota; Leotiomycetes; Helotiales; Sclerotiniaceae. The record is from RefSeq and is a predicted model, not a curated record. The transcript is spliced from 2 exons.
AUGGGGUUCCCCGGGGCUAGAGGACCUAGUAAAGCGCGAAAGAGUAAUGGUGACAUGGGUUUUAUGGGACGAGAGGGAGGAAGAGAUAUUGAAAGGAUUAGCAGAUGGGAAAUUUUGAGAUUGGGGAAAUGGGAAGAUGGAUGGGAAGUGGGAUACUUCGUCGUUGUUGUCGUUCAUCCCUAUACGAACUCACACUUCGUACUUCAUACUUCAUACCCAUCUACUCGGGUCCAUAUCUUUUUCGAUUUAGGAUAA